GAGCAAUGGCCUCUGCCUCGCGAGAAUUGUAAGACUUCAAGCAUCGCGACAGAGAAACCAGCAAUCACACCAAUUGUACAGUCCCUAACAACAGCCCCAUAACUGCUCAGAUGUACACUUGAAUGGAUGGGAGCAUCAGCAUUGCGUUUGAUUUUUCCUGCAGGUGGUCUUUACCAACAGAGGGAGCUCUCUAAACUAUGAGAAGCCACAGCUUAAUUGCCCCCAUUCUCUUUUACAUUUUCCCAAUCCUGCAAAGAGUGAAUAACAAAAUGGACUAUAUCACUGGUGAUCUAUAAUUCCCAGGUCGCAUAUCUCUGCAUCCUAUAUUCUCAUCUGUAUAUCCUUAUAUGCAGGAAUUUGUAAUUGUUGUCAUUAUUUCUGUAUCAUCAAUAAGCUUCAGCUUUAAUACAGGAUUGUAGUUCCUGCUAUACGUAUAUGAUGUUUCCGUGGAUCUUCCAGAUGCUUGAUUAGCUCCUGUUUACUAGUCCCUAAAACACCUGAGAACAAGAAAACGGGUGAAGGUCGGUAAUCAAUUUUGUAGCCACUCCGACGUUCAAGUCAGUCAAGCAAACCCGUGACCGACUGGAGCGAGCGUUGAAGUGGCUAGAGUUGGCCAUAGACCUUCACCUGUUUUCUCAGGCGUGUUAGGGACUAAUAAACAGGAGCAAAUCAAGCAUAAGGAAUAUCCACGGCAACAUCAGUAUAUAAAAGCAAAUCUAUACUGACUAUUCAGAAAAAUAAAUAACAAAAUCGAUCUGUCCGAAGCACAUAGUUUCAUGCAAAUUACAACCUAACUGCGCCACGGAUAUGUGAUAAUUUCACGGUAGCACGCAAACCACUCCAGUUGUCCACAGGAGCUACGAUACCGUUCUUCAGUGGCUCUUACACUCCCUCGAAAGUGAAAAUCGAGGCCAUUAAUGGCCUCCUCCAUAGCUCCAAUUAUUGGCGCUGAAUUUAGAGCUCAUGGGUUUCGAUCAGCUGCUGCUUUAGAAGCAUUAACCAAAGCAAGAAAAGAGAAGAUCCCAAAUGUGGUGCUGUACAACUACCCUUCUUUCUCCGGAGCAUUCUCUGCUCAGUUUGCUACCCUCUUCCACUCUCGCCUCAAUCUCUCUUGCCUUGUCUUACCUUUCUCUUUUGUUGUGCCUCUCAGGUUUGAAGAUUUGGGACUUGAGAGAUGUUAUCUUCUUGAUUUUCUUGGUCCUCCAGGAUUUGCCGCUAUGCUUUCACGGCAAUCAAUGUGCAAAGUAUUAGGCUUUAAUCGCCCUCCAAGAAUUCCCUCUGCAGAGUGUGCAGGGAAAGUCACAUUUCAUGUUGAUAUUGAAGAGAGUACUGUUGUCUAUAACUAUUUCUCUAGCAAGCUUCUAGCUAUGACGUCUCAUAAUAAUAAGGGAGGAGUUAACAGAUUGUUGAACCCAGAAGACCAAGACCGUGUUGAAAUGGUUCUUAAGUGCAUUGAAUAUGCAGAUCUUCGACGUUGGAGCUUACCGGAUAUUAGAGCUUUUAAUAUUGGACAAAAUGAAUGGCGCUCGAAGAUAAAUUACAAACCCAUUUAUGCUUGA
Molecule: messenger RNA, 1559 nt
Organism: Hevea brasiliensis (rubber tree)
Lineage: Eukaryota; Viridiplantae; Streptophyta; Magnoliopsida; Malpighiales; Euphorbiaceae
Exons: 4
Coding region: 918-1559 (213 amino acids)
Source: RefSeq, a predicted model, not a curated record